AUGUCUAUAUCCACGACCGAAACAGACAAUUUCAAACCAGUCCACACCCUAGUUUCCACGCCGGUCACCAUAGUUUUGACCGGUGGUCUUCUCUUCAUCAUUCUCACCGGUUUCUUCUCCUUUUUCUACUGUGGAUCGCUUCUCAGAAAACUCUUAAGCAUUUGGAACAACCAUCGAAACCGUAACCGUCCCAGUAACCUAAUACAACCGUCUACUCCACCUGAAAACACCGGACUCGACUCCAAGAUCAUUCAAUCCUUCCCGGAGUUUCCUUAUUCGGUGAAAGAUCGUGGGAUGGACCAAUGUUCCAUUUGUUUAUUAGACUUCAUGGAUGAUGAUACCAUGAGGCUCAUUUCCACUUGUAACCAUUUCUUUCACACAAUCUGCAUUGAUCUUUGGUUCGAAUUACACAAGACUUGCCCGGUAUGCCGAUGUGAGCUUGAUGUAGACCGGACCUCGCUAGAAAAGCCACCCAAUGUUCCUGAAACCGAUCAGGUUAGAUCUGAAAGCCAUGAUGAUGAGCCUUUGUCGCAUGACACAUUAACAAUCAUCGUCCAUGAGGAGCAUCCUACGACAACUACUAUUAGUAGUUUAGAUCAAACAGACGAAAUCGAAGGCUAUGAAAGACGAAUGAAGGAGUCAAAUUUGCGGUUCUGGAGGUCACACUCAACUGGACAUUCUAUUGUUGUGAAGACCGAAAAUGAACAAGAAGCAGAAGAACAAGAAAAAGAAGAAUUUAAGAUACGUAUUGAGAUAUCUGGAGAAUGUCAAUUUGAAGAUCACAAGAGGACAUUACCAAACAGGAAUAUGUAUUGCGUUAGGGGAACUUACUCAGUUGGAUAAAGCUGAAGAAUCUGAACUGGCUUAGGCUAAUAUAAUCAUUUUAUUAGAUCCAAAAUGUGUUGGUCUCAAUAGUCCAGUUUUGUAAUUUUUAUUCCAUAGGUUAUACAAAUAUGAAGAUGUUGAAGAUUGUUGUAAUGUGUGUACUCAAACUCUCAAUUUUCCAUGUACUUGAAUACAAAAAAAAACUAGAGAUGUUUUUU
Messenger RNA from Eruca vesicaria subsp. sativa (arugula), 1043 nucleotides. The record is from the annotation of a GenBank genome assembly. Lineage: Eukaryota; Viridiplantae; Streptophyta; Magnoliopsida; Brassicales; Brassicaceae.